AGGUAAAUAUGGCCGCUUUGAGGCCUGAGCUCCAAAACCUAUUGGAUAAGCAGCUCAGAAACAGCGACUUCUCAGGAGUUAAACACAAAAAACGUCAGCUUACAUAUUUAGCAAACGAAGUCGCUGAUUAUGGCUUAUGUCGAGAAAGCGGCGGAGUAAAAGAAGCGAAACAGUGUUGUCCUGCAUCUCCACGGGCGCUGGGUAAUUCAUCCCUUAACACUGGCUUCGUGCAGUCUUCAUUUCACAGUGAUUUAAAACAUGCCAGUGGGGAUGGUUCAGUGUUGUCUAAGCAGUGUGUUCAAAAGCUAAGUGUUAUUUCCAAAGAAAAUAAAUGUGAACUGGUUUGGUCUGAGACCGAAGAAGACUUGGACUUGUCACGAAGCAAAUUGUGCAAUGAAAAUUCGGGGCAUGGACUUCAGGUACAAACUGAGGAACAAUGUACAGAAGAUUUGAGCUUAGCUGGGGACACGAUACAACAGGAACACCCACAGGCAAAAGAUGAGGACGAGAUUACGGACAUGAGCAUGGAGAUGGAGUGUGAUGGGGCAAUCAAGACAGAUGAAGAGAAGAAAGGAGAGGACACUGCAGGAGAAGAUGGGCAACCUGUAAUAGAACAGGAGUUAAAUGAAAAGGCUAAAGGUGGGGACAUGGGGGGUGUGGAGGAGGAGAGGGAGGAGAGGUGUCGCAAGACAAAUGCCACAGUGAAGCAAAGGAAGAGCCAUCGGGAAUGCCGUGAUUGUGGCAAGAAGUUCACUCGGCGGGAGACGUACAACCUGCACCGACAUUUCCACAUGCAUCAAGAUGAGCAGGCAUCUCUCACCUGCAGGGAAUGCGGCCUCACCUUUCAGCAUCGCAGCAGCCUCAUCAAGCACCGCAGCGAGCACAAACUGAACGGCAUGCCACCUUCGCUGCCGGCUCCACAAAGACGCUCGAAGCAAAGGGAGAUGAAGGAAGAAAGGGGCCUGUACUGUGAGCACUGUGGUGAGCGUUUCGCAUCACUGGUCAGAUACAGACUCCAUGCAUGUCAGCAGAACCUGGAGAAGCCUUACCGCUGUCCCCUGUGCCGCAGGGAGUUCCAGUACAGGGUGUCCAUCAAUGCCCACAUGCAGAGCCACUCGUUGGAGAGCCCUUACCGGUGCCUUGAGUGCAACAAGGGCUUUCAGUGCGCGGUGACUCUGCACAUCCACCAGCGCUCCCAUGCCGCCCUCAAACCGUAUGAAUGCCCUGACUGCGGCAUGGUCUUCAGGCACCGCUCGUUCAUGGAGGACCACCGCCGCAGGCACACGGAGGAAACACCGCACCAGUGCAACAUAUGUGGGAAAAGCUUCAAACACGGCAGCCUCCUGCAACAGCACCGGUAUCUUCACACUGGGCAAAAGCCAUAUCGGUGCUCAGACUGCGGGAAGAGGUUCGCAUUUGCACAAAACAUGCGUGCACAUUGUCGCCAGCAUAAGAGAAACUCUGGCUCCACUAGUCCAGAGGCACAUAUUCCCAAUUACGAUGUGCCUAAUGGGACCAGUUUAGAGACAGUAGGUAAAGAGAACACAAACCAUGACAUCAAGCAACAGCGUAACUGUCCUCUGUGCCCACAGCUCUUUUACAAAGCAGCUGACCUUAGGAUGCACAUGUUAAUACAUGAAGCAGAAUAUGAAAAAUUAAGUAAUGGCAAGAAACAUGAUCAGGUUUAUGCCUGUGCAUACUGUCCACUUAAAUUUUUGGAUGAAUCCACUUUACAGUCCCAUGCUUUCACUCAUGAGGUGAUACCAGCGCCUUUGAAGAGGGAGGUUCUCAGUGUAGCACGAGCAAGCAGUAUUGAUAACAUGUCAGGAGGAGGGGACUGGGGAGACCAUGCCGAGAAGAAACCUUUGAAAUGCAGAGAAUGUGGAAAAAGCUUCCAUUACCGUUCAGUUUUGGAGCUUCACAUGCGCAUACAUAACAAGGGAUAUCAGUGCCAUGUUUGUAAAAAGUCUUUCAGAUUUAGCAGCUACUUGCAGCAGCACUUAAUCAUUCAUUCUGGGAAGAAGCCGUACAAGUGCCCAGACUGUGGUAAGGACUUUGCGUUUCUUCAGAACAUGAAGACUCACCAGAGACUGCACCAACAGAAGCCUUUCCGCUGCACACAGUGCCGCAAGGGCUACAGCGACGAGGUUCAACUGCAGCGCCACAUGCUUUCUCACUCAGGUGACAAACCUCACAAGUGCCACCUCUGUGACAAGAGUUUUGGUUUAGCGUACUUGCUCCGUGACCACCUGAACACCCACACCGGGGAGAGGCCCCACCGUUGCCAAGAGUGCCACAAGUCAUUCCCCUGGCUCAGCAGUCUGCUUGUCCAUCAGAAGAUCCACGCACGUAAGCGACAAGGACUGAGCCAGUCCUACUCUCCAUUUGUUCUUUCCCAGAGAGGGAGGACGAGAGGUAUGGGAAGCAGGAGCAGAAGGAGCAGUAAGUGGAUUUCGAGCUGGUCAAGGACAGGGGGAGAUACGGGAUGGCUCCAGGAUCCUUUCCCUGGUCAGAUUUUGCAGGGAUUGCCGCUGCCAAACCUCAUAGGGCAACAGUCAUCCGACUUUGAUUCAGACGUGCAUGAGCAAACACAGCCGAGUUCACAGCAGUCCUUGCAGCCCUGGCGGACAGAGAACCCGUCGAGGCCCAUUCAGCUGCAGCAACAGUGGCAAGUACAAAUUAAACCUCAACUCCAGCGCCAACAUCAGCCCAAAUGGAUAUCUGAACGACAGGCGAGUGAUGAUAUGCAGCUGUGGAAUGCAGGAGUACAUCUUAAACCUAUCUUGCCAAAGCUGGAGGGUAUGCCAAACCUCCCACAUCAACAGAGCCCUGGCUGGGCCAAUGAGCCGCUGUCGGCUCAGGUCGGCCCGGCUCCCAGGCAGGUCCCAGAGAACUGCACAGCACAAGGUAAAGGUGUCGUAGCUUUAGUGAGUAAAACCUCCCCUGCGGGUUUGAUUUCUAGCCCGUCAAAAGCAAGGAAUGAGAACGAGCAAAAGGCACAGCUACAGCACAUUUUCUCAGUGGGUUUGGCAACACCCAAGUCACCAUGUGAUGCAGAUGGGCUGCAUUCAUCGAAUGUGAAAACGCAUUCACCAGAGUCAAAGCCUCAGAAUUCCCUAAACCAGUUGCUGAACAUUCAAGGCCAGUUAUCGCAUUGGCCUGUUUUCUCUGAUAUCACCCAAAACACCAAAACUGAACCUCUUGGUCCCACAGAAAAGGACAACACCAUUGCUUUUCGUUUGAAAACACCAGUUGGCACAAUGCAGGCUAAAAAUGAAUCUGACAAACUUAUUAACAAUAGAGAUGAGCCACCCAAAGGACAGCAAUCAACUAUUCUGGCCAGCCAAAUAUCCAUUUCAACACAAACGGGCAAAAUAAAUGACACAAUGGAGUCCAACAUUUCUUCUCUUUUACAUGAGAAUAAGCCUUGGAAUUUUAGAGCUAAAGAAAUAUCAAAGACAUUGAACCUGCAGGAAAAACCUGUGAAUGAAACAGGUACACAACAGCCUCAGUUGCAUAUAAUGCAACACCCUUCACAACAGCAGCAGCAAAUGCAACUGGUCCUGCAGCCACAGCAGCAAAUGCAGCUCCUACAGCAGCCAUUACAGGACCAACAAUUACAGCAACAAUUAAAGCUUCUCCAGCAACAGCAGUUUCAUCCGCCACAGUUACCACAGCAACAGCCAAAUCAGAUGUCCCCUGCCUGGGUUAGCGCACCUCAGGCAAACCAGAUCGGACCAGUCAGUGUUCAAUUUGGAGCUGCUCGUUUUAUCCACAGGAACAGGAGUACCGUGUGGGGCUUCCAGACCACUCCGGUGGUUUCCCAAACUCUGUUAAAUGGACCAAUACAGCAGGGGCCUGUGGUUGCACAACAGCAAGUGCCUGUGGUUUCAGGUCCUCAGAUCCUCUUAAGUCAGACCUCUCCUUUCAUCACCCCACCGCUUGCUCUGCCGCCAUCACUUGCUUUGCCUGGCCCCCACCCCAUUCAUUCUGUGGCCGGGCAACUUUCAGGUUCAGCCCCUCAGAGUGUCUUUUUCACACCGCAGGGCAUCAUGAGUGAGAGAUCAGUACUGCAACAAGCCUUGUCCUCGUCCCAUUUAGCACAACGAACUGAACCACACAAACUUAGCAGCCAGGUGCCGUUCUCACCAGAUCGUCGUUUUCGUUGCAUGGUCUGUGGAUGCACGUUACAUGGAGAACUAGAAUUACAAAUGCACUAUAUGCAACAUGCACAGGGAGAGAUCUGACUUUUUUCCAAACUAAACACAUGAGGAACUGACUUUAGUUACAUUACAAGGCCCCACUACAUCUUCAUUUAAAUGGCUAUAGAGCUGCCAAAGUGACUGUUAUAGAUCGAAUACAUGAAGUUGUUCCUGAAUGACUUAAUCCUCAGUGCAUUCUGAUUGCUUGAGAUGUGGUAUUCCUCCUGAAGUGAUCCUCAGUAAUUAGUUCAUGGUAUGAUAUCUGCAAAAUGUUGAACGUUUACUGGUUAAAGAACCUAACUGAAUUUAUUUUGUCAGCUGAACUGAAAUGGAAAUGUUUUCUAGCCUAAUGUGUUACUUUCUUUUGCACUUUUUUUUAACCCAUGGCCUUAUGUUUUCAUUAUAAAACAUUGCUAUGGAUUGUUUUGAGCAGUUUAACUUUAUAAUUUUAAUACUCCAAAUUAUUAUUGAUGGACAAUACAUUUCCCUUUUGAAUCAGGUUGAAUGCUUAUACAAUACGCAUAAAAUGUUAUUCUACUGUAUGCACACAUCAUUAGACCAUGGACUGUGUAAGCAUUUGUCAUCUAGUAAAUUUUCUGCAAGUUUUUGUCUGUUCAGUUUUAAGCAGUUUUUUCCUCUAUUCUGUAAGGCAUUUUGUCAAACCUCUGAGACAUUGAACUUAAGUUUGUACUUAAGUUAAUGCUCCAUCUGUUGUUUUAAUGUUGCCCGGAUAUGUUAUAAAACCAAAACAUAUUACAGGAUGAAAAUAACAAUUAGACCCCAUCACUAGGUUCUUGCAAUGUUAAAAUAAGUGAAAUGCUUGGUCAUGUGUCUACCUCCGUCUUAUUGUUGUAGCUUUAGAUUCAAUAAAAUUUGACAGACUUGACAGGUUUGAUUAUUUUAAGUGCCAGAUAUCUAAAUGAAUUGCCAG
Electrophorus electricus (electric eel) is the source of this 5133-nucleotide messenger RNA. RefSeq lists its product as uncharacterized. NCBI's taxonomy places the organism in Eukaryota, Metazoa, Chordata, Actinopteri, Gymnotiformes, Gymnotidae. The record is from RefSeq and is a predicted model, not a curated record.